Messenger RNA from Chrysemys picta bellii (western painted turtle), 585 nucleotides. The record is from RefSeq and is a predicted model, not a curated record. Lineage: Eukaryota; Metazoa; Chordata; Testudines; Emydidae.
AUGGUCGGCGUCCGCACAGGCAGAUUCAGAUUGAUUUAUUUCACAAUUGGGUGGAAUUUGAACUUUGAACUUCAAGGAGUGGAGGCCAGGAGCAGUAGGGAUGGGUGGGGGGGGGAGUAGCUGGGGGGCUGCCUACACACGGGAGAUCGGCGGGUUCCGGGCGGUGCCAAGAAGCAGGAAGGAAGCGGAGGCGCAGAGGGACCCUGCGCGGGCUGGAAAAGCCCCGGCGGGGAUCUCUGUCUCCGCUCAGCCGCUUCCUGCGGGGCAGGGCCGGGGCAGCAGCCAGGGGCUGGUACCCAAGGGUUAUGUAACGGCGCCAGCCGCUCCCGGAGACCCCUAGCUGGGGCGCUCCGGAGCCUGCACUCCAGGGAGCCCGAGGGCUGUGCCGGGGGCAGCCCGGCAGGAGCCCAGGGGAAGGGAUCCCGUGCGGGGACAGGGCACGGCCAGAUCCCAAGAACGGGGGCCCGGGCGGCCUAUGGAGAGGGGAGUGGGGUGGGCUGACCCCGCCGAGAGGCACCUGCCUGCGCAGCCCCCCUCCGGUCCCAGCCCCCCACCCAGCUGCCUGGGCGCAGCCCCCACCCCCAC